UCAGAGCACUUGGGUCAAGGUUAGACGCACGCCAUUAUUAAAAGAUGGCCGAAGGAAACAGGAAGAACGACUCAGAGAAAGAAAACAACGAUAGAAAUCACUCGUUGCCUGUUAUUGGAGAACACUAUUUGGUAAAAAGGUGUGAUAAUUCACUCCAUGCAGCUGAAAUAAUUCAGAUUAGACAAAGUGAAACUGGAACACAAGAAUUGUAUGUGCACUAUGAAGGCUUUGAUAGGAGACUUGAUGAAUGGGUGGACUUGGACAGGUUGGACUUGCAAUCAAAGCUUGAAGACCCACAAAGCAAAAGUGGGGAACUGACCAUCUCUCUCUCAGAUUUUACUGAUGGAACAGACAGAAAGAUUACCAGGAAUCAGAAGCGCAAGCAUGAUGAAAUCAACCAUGUUCAAAAAACAUUUGCCGAGAUGGACCCCACAACAGCAGCUCUGGAAAAAGAACAUGAAGCUAUCACAAAGGUGAAGUAUAUUGACAAAAUUCAGUUUGGCAAGUAUGAGAUUGAUGCAUGGUACUUUUCCCCCUACCCUGAGGAGUACGGCAAACAGCCGAAGCUUUGGAUAUGUGAGUUUUGCCUGAAGUACAUGAAGCUGGAGAAGUCCUUCCGCUACCACCAGUCCCAGUGUACAUGGAGACACCCACCGGGAAAAGAAAUCUACAGAAAGGGAACAAUUUCCGUGUUCGAGGUUGACGGCAAGGACUGGAAGAUUUACUGCCAAAACCUUUGUCUUCUGGCCAAGCUGUUCCUGGACCACAAAACAUUGUACUUUGACGUGGAACCCUUCAUGUUCUACAUCCUGGUGGAGGUGGACCGCUACGGCUGCCAUCUUGUUGGCUACUUCUCCAAGGAAAAAGAAUCUCCAGACGGCAACAAUCUGGCCUGUAUCUUGACCUUGCCGCCACACCAGCGCAAGGGUUACGGAAAAUUUCUCAUUGCCUUGAGCUACGAGCUGUCUAUUAUAGAAGGGGUGGUUGGGUCUCCGGAGAAGCCUUUAUCUGACUUGGGGAAGUUGAGUUACCGCAGCUACUGGACGGCAGUUCUGUUGGACUGUAUUUACAAGAUGGGGGUCAAGGUCAGCAUGAGAGACCUGGAGAAGGUGACCUCCAUAUCGUACAGCGACGUGGUCAGUACGCUGCAGUCACUCAACUUGAUCAAGUACUGGAAAGGGAACCACAUUCUGUGCGUGACGCCCAAGCUCAUUGAGGAGCUGUAUCAGAAGAUUUGUAAGAGGCAGAGCGUCACGGUCGACCCCACCUGCCUCAGGUGGGAGAAGCCGGUGGCUAAACCUGCAGUCAAGGUCGCCAAGAGGUGAAGGCCGUCUGGUGACAAGGCAGUUUGAGUCAAUUAGAAUUCAUGUACCGAAAAAGUCUCGUAGAUGUCAUCGCUGAUGGUUAACAUGAUUGUUAACACGAUGAUAUCUUGUUAGAGUCAAUUUUGCUGUAGGGUAAUAUAGCAGUCAACACGAUGUCAUUGCGACUUAGAUAUGACUAUGAUCAAAUCCGAUGGACUUGCUUCAGUUACAAGUUCAUCUAUAAAUUUUAAAAAGCUCCAUCAUUUGAAGUCCAAGUACUCAACUUUUUCAUUAAAAAAUAUGAUUUUGCUUCAAUUAUUAGCUGAUCUAUUAAAAAGUAAAAAUAAUGGCUUUACAAUUCAUUUUCAACAUCCUAUUGAUUAUCCAAAGAAAGAAGAGAAUACUUUGUUUACCCUGUGUUUAUGGGUUUCUCAUGUGUGAAGUUGAGAUAAAAGGUGUCUAACUCAGUGUACAUAGCAAUUGUUGUAGUUGUAGAAUUAGAACACAAAUUGUUGAACAAGCUUCAUCCUCAUUGUUGUUGGUCUUUUGUACACUUCUGGGCAUUUUUUUAAUAUCAAGAAUAAAUCAAGUUUCCAAUGUGAA
Messenger RNA from Physella acuta, 1907 nucleotides. RefSeq names its product histone acetyltransferase KAT8. Gene Ontology annotation, cellular component: NuA4 histone acetyltransferase complex; NSL complex; MSL complex. Gene Ontology annotation, biological process: regulation of DNA-templated transcription. Gene Ontology annotation, molecular function: histone H4K16 acetyltransferase activity. The record is from RefSeq and is a predicted model, not a curated record. Lineage: Eukaryota; Metazoa; Mollusca; Gastropoda; Physidae.